GAAGAAGCUGAAUCGUAUCUUGCGUAGAAGGAUUUCCGGGAAUAGCUUUUGCGAUCUGGCUUCCGGUCAUCUCCACGUCCCGCGGCUUUGGUUUAUCCCUCUUGAUCUUGCUUACACGCCUCGAUUCUGCUGCCUCACGGCACUGUCAAUUCUGCUGCUGCUCCCAGGUUUCGGUGUAUGCUAAAGUAUUGUCUCUGAGCAUUCGAAUGAUUCCACAUGCCCCACGAUCGAACAAUUAGGGUUUCCAGCUGAGGAUUUGGGAAUUGAGAGUUUUAGUCUCAAUUAGGGCUGAACAUUGGUUGCAGUCAUGUUCUAUGGGAAAGCCUUAUGGGACCCUUGGCUUAUAGUUGCCCAGAUUGUCUGUCUUCAAUGCUCAUACUAUCUCACUCUCGGAAUCUUCAUGAUGGUUUUCCUCGGCGUUUGGGUUCCUCGGCUUAGUCUUGUCUACUUCUUCGACUAUGCAACACUCACUCUAUCAACCGUCUCGGGUUUGUGUGCCAUCGCCUCGUUCUUUCUCAGUUCGUUGGCCGGGGCUGUAUACAUGGUUUUUCUGGUGGAACGAGCACGGAAAUGCUUAGAUUUCUCCGCAACUCUCUACAUCAUACAUCUCUUGUUAUGCAUCAUGUAUGGAGGGUGGCCUUCUUCUAUAACAUGGUGGGCUGUGAACGGAACUGGACUCGGUGUCACGGCCUUGCUAGCCGAGUACUUGUGCUUUAAGCGCGAGCAACGAGAGAUUCCUAGGGAUAGAUAUCGAGAAAGUGUUUGAUGUCUUUGGAACGGAAUUGAAAGAGGUACCAUCUCUGCCCGAAAAUCUAUCGGUUCUUAAGUUACACGACCCUAUAUGAUGAUUCUGCUGCACUUUCGGUCAAUUUUUUUUGUUGUUAAAACACUUUUUUUUGUCACUAGCUAUUAAACCCUCCCUCCCUCCUUCGAGUGACCAAAUGUCGUGGUAAUUUUUGUUGCGUGUGACGAGAUUGCCAUUAGUGAUCAUACGUGAAAUUGGAAAACAUAUGAUAGAUACUAUUGGACGAGUGAA
This is a messenger RNA of Tarenaya hassleriana, 1036 nucleotides long. RefSeq names its product protein SYS1 homolog. Gene Ontology annotation, biological process: protein localization to Golgi apparatus; Golgi to endosome transport; Golgi to plasma membrane protein transport. NCBI's taxonomy places the organism in Eukaryota, Viridiplantae, Streptophyta, Magnoliopsida, Brassicales, Cleomaceae. The record is from RefSeq and is a predicted model, not a curated record. The coding region runs from base 308 to 766 and encodes 152 amino acids. The transcript has 4 exons. Gene Ontology annotation, cellular component: trans-Golgi network; Golgi membrane.